UCGGUGAACACAGCGGAUGUCACAGCAUGGAGCUUUCUAUGCACUGUAAUUGAGUGGUUGUUGUACAUCUAUAUUUAUGUAUAUAUAUUUUUACAUUACAUUAUCAGUGUUUGCUUUAAUCAGGAAUCCCCAUGGCGUCUCGGAGACUUUGUGAAAUGGCGCAGCGCCGUUUGGUGUCCAGUGCGGCAGCUGAACGGCUUACUGCGUCUGAAUUGCGCAGUUGGCGAAGUAGCCUGUUCUCCAAAGAGCAAGCUCGCCAACGCUCACUGCAUCCCCGUGUUGAGAAGAUCGAGGUGACCAUGGAUGCCCCAGGGCUGCAGGGAACACUUCUGGUGAUGAACAAGGGCACGUCCACGCCGUACAGCUGUGCAAGACAUUUGACAGAGUGGCACGUAUCGAGUGCAGCUCUUGCCCUGGUGGACGGAGAGCCAUGGCACAUGCAUCGUCCACUCACUCGCUCCUGCUCCCUCACACUGCUCACGUUCAGAGAUGCCAAUCCUCAGCUGGUUAACCAGGCGUAUUGGCGCUCCUGUGCAGCCUUGUUAGGCCAAGUGCUCGACAACGCCUUUAAGGAGGAGUACAGCGUGGAGCUGCUGAAGAUUCCUGAAGUUCCUGUGACCGCUGGUGCUUUCUGCUGUGACGUGGUGCUGGAUCCUCAGUUAGAUUCCUGGACUCCAUCAGAGGAGAACCUGCGCUCAUUAACUCGCGAAGCUCAGCAGCUCAUGCUUAAAGAUUUACCCUGGGAGCCUCUGGAGGUGAUGCCCACUGUAGCACUGGAGAUCUUCUCACACAGCAGAUAUAAACAAGAGGAGGUGGAACAAAUGGCUGCUAACAGCCCCAGUGGUGCAGUGUCAGUAUACAGGUGUGGGGAGCACGUGACCCUGGCAGAGGGCCCCCUAGUGGCCAGAACAGGUCUGUGCAGUCAGUAUGAAGUAACGGCACUCCACACUCUGAGAGAAGGACAGUGGGGUUUACAGCGCCGAGCCCAGGGCCUCUCACUUCCCUUGAACCUCACGGCUCACCACACAGUGUGGAGGAAGCUGAGGAAGAGAGCUGAGAAGUUGGUGGAGAUUCCCUAAUCUACAGCUAGUGAACCUGUGACCACACCCCCUUCUCCCCAAACCACUCCCUCAUCUACCCAACACUGACCUGCAGCUCAUGCAUACAAAAUACUCUUUCAUCUUUGUGUAACACUGUUGAAUAAACUUCACACCAGGGGCAUUUUGUUGUGUUACUUUAAACUUGACCAAUGUAAUAUUUUGGUAUAUCAUUUUGUCAGGUGGAAACAUCCUUGUUGAUUGUAAUUUCUUAAAACAAGAUCUUUUUAGUUAUGGUCAGCUAGAUUGCUCUGACUGUAAUGGCCUGAUCAAGCAGCAGUGCCCUUGUAUCUUACUUUUGCAUUUGUAUUAAUUGUGCUCAUUCUGCAGUGCCAUAACCAGCAUGUAAUCUACAGGAUUAACUAUUAUAGCUAUUGUUGGUAAUCUAGCUCAAAUACUAGCUAACCAAUAUAUAUUGCUCUUCUCUUAUAUAUCUUAUAUAACUCUUAUUUCUAAGAUAUAAACUAUAAAAAGGAUGACGCAUGUAACAUUCUACCAAACUAUCUGUUCAGUAAGAGAAAAAGACCACGCCAUCAGUCCUUAAUCUACACUGACCUUCCACUUUAUUAGGAACAGCAGUAUUUAUGCACCCGUUUAUUCUUGUGUCAGCACCACAGGUCAAGAAGAUACAGGUCAAGAGCUUCAGUUAUUGUCCAUAUCUAACAUCAGAAUAAAGAAAGAAUGUGAUCUCUGAGAGUUGAACCAUGUUGUGGAUGUUGGUGUCAGAUGUGCAUUUGAGCUGUUGAUCUGGGAUUUUCACACACAACAGUCUCUAGAGUUUACACAGAAUGUGGUGGAAAAAUAUCAUCCUGUAAGUGGAGGCUCUUCAGACUGACACAACUUGUUGAUUAAAGAAAUCAGAGGAAAAAUGACCAGACUGGUUUAAGCUAAAAGGAAGAACAUAGUAACUCAAAAACUCACUUACAGCCGUGGUAAGCAAAAAAGCUUCUCAGCAUGCACAGUAUAUCAAACCUCGAGGUGGAUGAGCUACAACAUCAGAAGACUACAUCAGGUUCCACUCCUGUCAAUCAAGAACAGGAAUCUGUGAUUAUCAUGCAUACAGACUCACCAGGGCAGUUAAAGUGGAAAAAGACCAAGUGAUUUUCUUGUCCAGUUUCUAUGAGCCUGUGCCCAUGAUCGCCUCAGAGCUCAGACAUUUUCUUUAUUCUGAUGAUUGAUGUGAACAUUGAACAAAGUUCCUGAUCUGUAGCUAUGUGUUUAUUUGCAUUGUGCUGCUGACAAUAUUUUGUCAUUAGAUUACUGCAUAAAUGUGCAAGUUUACUAAUAAAGUGGACAGCAAGACUCCUAUUUGGUUUGUUUCCCCUGAUUAGUUGCCUGCUCUGGCCAUCACUGUGCUGUCAAACAUUUUUCAAGUCUGAAGCUGUGGUCUGAUGAUGAUAAUAAAAGCCAAUACAAAUU
Messenger RNA from Hemibagrus wyckioides, 2516 nucleotides. RefSeq names its product mitochondrial ribosomal protein L39 (gene mrpl39). The coding region runs from base 132 to 1079 and encodes 315 amino acids. The transcript has 10 exons. The record is from RefSeq and is a predicted model, not a curated record. Lineage: Eukaryota; Metazoa; Chordata; Actinopteri; Siluriformes; Bagridae. Gene Ontology annotation, cellular component: mitochondrion. Gene Ontology annotation, molecular function: nucleotide binding; RNA binding.